This is a messenger RNA of Zeugodacus cucurbitae (melon fly), 2621 nucleotides long. Its product is annotated as zinc finger protein 37 homolog. Bases 211 to 2037 code for a protein of 608 amino acids. The transcript has 5 exons. Lineage: Eukaryota; Metazoa; Arthropoda; Insecta; Diptera; Tephritidae. The record is from RefSeq and is a predicted model, not a curated record. Gene Ontology annotation, biological process: regulation of DNA-templated transcription. Gene Ontology annotation, cellular component: nucleus. Gene Ontology annotation, molecular function: DNA-binding transcription factor activity, RNA polymerase II-specific; RNA polymerase II cis-regulatory region sequence-specific DNA binding.
UCGCUGGUAUACAUUCGGCAUGCUGUUGCACUUUCGGAAUCGAUUUAUUUAAAUAUCUAUCGAGUAAUUUUCAUAAUAACCAUAUCUAUAUGGUGUUUACAAUUGUUUUUUCAAAAAUAUUUGUUUACAAUUCGGUCUAAGUUUACUAUUUUGAAUAAAUAGGUGUAAAGUUUAUAUACAAAUUUUGAAUCGUAAUUUAAAUAAGGAAACAUGGAGAUUGAGAGAGAUAAUGCUAAAAUUCAAUGCACUGAUUUCAAAAAAUGCGGAGAAAUAGCCACAUUGCUGUCGAUUGGAAAACCUGAGUUUUUUCUGAAUUGCGGUUUUUGUGAAUAUACUUUUCUUCAAUUAGAUAAUUUUAUCCGACAUAUGUAUGAAGACCAUCAAAACGAAUUCCCAGAUUGUGAACUGAAACAGGAAUUAGCAGAAAUGGUUGAGGAAAAAUAUAGCUCGGAUACCGAAGAAAUUGAAGAUCAUAAUAGUGUCAACGAUUUCAUGUUAAAAGGAUUUGAGAAAGUAGAAAUUGAAGUGGACACAUCGGAAGAGCACAUUUCAAUCGAUAUUGGAGAGAACUUUAAAAAGGAAUAUUGGGAUGAAGAGGAUGAAGAGGAUCUACUUGAAAAUACUUUACCAGCAAGCGCACAAGAGGAGUGUCUAAAAGAAGAUAAGAAAAAAAUUACGGAAACCCAAAAAUAUAAAAACGAACUAUUAGACGAUGAGUUGUAUAGUGAGGACACCCUUGAUGACUUUACGAUUACUGAGAGAAUUACCAAAGUAGAAAUCGAAUCGACAAGUAUUCGCAGGCGAAAUGAAAAGAGAAAGAAAAAUACCUCAAAAGAUGGUAGAAUGAGUGAAGAAACUGCUACUGACUCCGACAUUCCAGAAGAAAAUGAAAAUUUGUCUUACAUUGAAGAAAAUAGACAUAUUCCUAAAAAGAGGCUUAAGUUAGAAGAAAAAGAGCUGGCUAAUAAUUCUGAUGAAUUUGAUGAUUCUAACGUGGGGAAAAUAUCAGAAGAAAAUGAAGUUUCAGAUUCUGGACAUAGCGAAAAUAAAAAGAAAGGAAGUCUAUAUGAAGCUCAAACGAAAACAAUACUGAAGCCUACAAAAGUAGCAAUACCAAAUAUCAUUUUAAAUGAUAAGCAAUGCAAAGCUUUAGCUGAUAUUUACAAGACUCAUGCUUGCCUUUGGGAUGAAAAGGACAUCACAUAUCGGUUUUGCAAUAGGCGUGAAGAAGCGCUAAAAUCUAUACUUGAGAAAUGCAAUGAAACAUUUGGUUUAAGCUUGACACAAAAUGAAUUGGAACGUGAAAUUGUAAGAAUGCGCAAAAUAACUUCGAUAGAAAAGAGACAAAAAAUUCUUUCGAAAAGAAAAAACAUUAAAUUCAAACCGCUAUUCUGUACAUAUUAUAAGCACAUUGAAUAUCUUGAGGUGGAUGUGUCACCUUUCGAAUGUACAAUAUGUGAAACAUUGUUACCUGGUUUGGGUAAGCUUAAAGUGCAUGUAGCAUCUCAUGAUGGUUCGCUGCCAUUUAAAUGCCAUCUCUGCGGGCAUGGCUUUCAGCUGGCAAGUAAUCUCACAAUACAUUUGCGUAGGCACGUACAAGACUACAUAUACGUUUGUGAAAUUUGCAACAAGUCUUACGCCACAACCACAGAUUUAAAAAUACAUAUGCGAACACACACAGGCGAAAGGCCAUAUGUCUGCUCAAUUUGUGGCCAAAGUCGUACAACUGCAUCUCACCUAUUUUUACACACUUUGCGACACCAGAAUCGACGACGCCACCAGUGCAAGAUCUGUUCAAAGGCUUUUAUCUCAAAGGGAACUUUAAAAGAUCACAUGUUGGUGCAUUCACAAGUCCGUGAUAAUAUUUGCGAUAUAUGCCAAAAAGGAUUUAAAACGAAAAAACAUCUUUAUCAACAUAAAUUAAUUCAUUCUGCAGAAAAGAAAUAUGAGUGUAAAUUUUGCGGCAAACGCUUUGCCCAAUCGGCUGGUCUUAAAGGGCAUAUGAAAACGCAUGGUACAAAGCUCUCAGCGACGUAACGUGGCAUUCUAUCCUAUCGUUUGAAAUACAAAUAUGUUUACAGCUUAACAUAGUACGUUUAUAAAUUAUUAUUUCCAAAAUAAUAGUAAAAAUAUCGAAAUCAUAAGAAAGGCAUUUCAAUUUAUGUAAACUCUUCUAGUGUUGUUUGAUAUAUAUGUUUUGCUUGAGUGGUGUGCAAAUUGACAAUAUGAAUUUGUUAUUUUAAUAAAUGAAAUUUAGUUCUAAUAAAAUAAACUUUACUCAUUCACUUAAACUUAAGCUUUAUAUAAUAUAAUAUUCUAUUUAAAAUAAUAGAAUAACCAUUGAAUUUAUAAAAAAAAAUACUAAUUACACAAAUGCUAUUUAUAACAAAAUAUUAUUUAGCUCAGUAGUAUUUUUAUAUCUACGUAUUGGUUGUAUCGUAUUUUAGUUGAAGUAAGAUAUAUCCAUAUACAAUUACAUUUAGUGACUCAGGAAGAUGUGUCAACAAUAUUUAUUGGAAUUUGAGAGUGCUAUAAAAAUUAGAGAAAUUUCUCUCGAGUGUUGUUGAUUAUAAACGAUUGUUAUGAUAAAACAUUAAUAAAUUAACAAAGUAAAGGAAUAA